UUAGCAUGAUUAGGGUCUGCUUAUUUUGUUUCGUGAUUUCAAGAUCACUCCUAUGGUUUGGAAGAAUAUUCUGAGGUACUAGCUUUUUUUCUGUGUUGAUAAAAAUAGUGACAGCCAGGUAUGGUUAAAUGGGUACAUUAUCAAUACGCGUGUUACGCGAGAAAAUUUAAAAUGAACCCGUGUGAGACAAACCUGCGGAAAGCUAAAAAUAGUACCUCUAAGGUAAGCAUUAAAGUGCACCCGUGUGAGACAAACUGCGGAGAGAUAAAAACAGUACAAGGUGUGUACAAAAUUGUAAAGAGCCACUGCGAUUUCAAUAUGAUGGAUCUGAAAAAGUUGUAUGGUUUCCUUUGGAUUUUAAUAUUCAUCAAAACGAGAACAUCCAAGAUCCAAAAGAGGGCAACAGAACAAAAAAUUGGAAACAUUAUACUUGUAUAUCAAAUACUAAAUGUAAGCGAAGACUGCUCUGUUGGACAGAAAUUCAUCAAGGCCAACUGUACCGAUUCGGAGCAUGCCAUUUGUCUUAGGAAUUAUACAUGGAAAAACUUGGUAGCUGUGUGUGUUGACAAUAUUCCAAUGCAUGGUCUGUGUCCUGUCCUUACACUGGCAAAGAAAAAUGGAAGGAUACCGUUCAUAACAAUUCAGAUGGACCAUCAGUCUAUAUGUGACAACUGCUCUCACUAUUAUUUGUGGGAUGUUGGAAAAU
Messenger RNA from Saccostrea cuccullata (small rock oyster), 706 nucleotides. RefSeq lists its product as uncharacterized. The transcript is spliced from 3 exons. Lineage: Eukaryota; Metazoa; Mollusca; Bivalvia; Ostreida; Ostreidae. The record is from RefSeq and is a predicted model, not a curated record. The annotation marks the transcript as partial.